GUGACCCAUUUUCUGAUGUUCACCUUCAGCGACUACGUUCUGUCACUACAUAUUUUUCAUGUUCCAAAUACUGCUUACAAAGUGUUCGACGUAAUGUCCCUGAAACGAAGUGGAUCAUUAUUAAGCUGAAUUAAUAGAACAUAAAAACUAGUUAAUUAUUUGAUUGGUUAGUUAGAGUUUAUUAUAAGUUGGUUAGUCAAAGUUCCAUUUCUUUGAAACUCAUUCCUGUUGGUCCUUUACACUGUAAAUAUUGUUUCUUUCAUUUCAUGUGCCCAAAAAGUUUGGCUACUCUAUCUAUCAUCCCUUUUAUUGUAUUAGUUAUAAAAUCAUCAAUGUUUAUACGUUAUAGUUGGAUGUGAUUGUGCUAGUUCACGAGUUAUUACAAUUCUUAACAUGACACACAUUGAACUUUUGUACUUGUUGUCAUUACAAUGCGAGAGGUUAUGUCAAGAUUUAGUUGAAAGUAGUGAAGAACCCAUGCAAUAUUCUAGAAAUGUGAACUUGUUGGGAAAGAGAUGUGUGAAAUUCUACCAUGUGUCAUUUAGCGGGAAGAAUUUUCUUAGAAAUAGAUAGAUAGAAAGAUAGACUCUCUUCAUUAUUAAGAUGAUUAGCAUCAGUUAAAGUAGUCUCAAUUUUUUGGGUUUGUACAAAUUGCUUUAUCUGGAAGAAUCUUUCUGCCGUGUGUCAUUUAUAAAAAUCAUUUCUGAAAAUACAUUGAAAAUUUUUCUUACAACAUCAGUAUGUCAUAGUUCCUGCUGGACACUUUCAUUUCAAUUAUAAUCACUAAGACAUACACGACUCUAUAUAAUUCAUUCUGAUUGCUUUUGGUUUAAUAUAUUUAUGCUAUCUGUUACUGUUGGUGCCUUUUUUCCUUUGGUUGUAUAGCUUGAGAUAGACACAUUGACGUGUAAGUUCUCAAUAUUUCCAGUUUGGACAACAUCCACUCAUUCAAGCAUAAGUUGACUUGUACAUAUUCCAUUUGAUAAAAGACUUGUCCUAUUUGAAAGUUAAUAUGUAGGGUAUUUUGGGUACAAUCUUCAGUAUUUGAAUCUGAAGUUUGCAGCCCCGGUUUUCUAUUUGAUAUAGUGAAAGGGAUGAGCUCGCCCUUUCUUUCUAUUAGGUGCUGCUGGUUUAAACCUGAUGUGGCGCAGAGGUAGGGAAGGUUUCUGCCGUCUUCGCCGGUUCACAACGGCGGUGCGACGGCGCUCAGAAGACGAAGGUGACUGGCUCUAUGCCUCAGAGUGGUGGGGUUCUACCAACGACGACGGAAAAACCAUUCUACGAUCAACUUCUGCCAAGGGAAAUGGUGUCGUUUCAGUAGUCGCACAUCCCUCCUCCCGACCCAAUAGAAUGCAUUGGUCAAAAAUGGAAAGAUGGUUGCAGCAGAGGUGUGAGGAGGUGCAUCCUGGAUAUGGUAGUGAAGGGAAUCUGAGGGUGCUUGGAUAUCAAUGGCGGGUGCUGCGUUUCAAUGAUGUUACUCGCCAGAGCACGGCAAAAGUAUUACUAACUUACCGCGAAAACAAGCCAGAACUUGUCUAUCUUAUGCAACAACCACAUUGCUUGGCUGUUCCAUAUGUGAAGAGUAUGGUAUCUGCUGGGUUGAGUGCUAUAUCCUCAUGUAAUUUUGAUAUAGUUAGCACAUUACAAGGAAAAAAAAGUAUGCACAUUUUAUGCAUUGGUCAUGGUGGGGGAAGCCUACCAUUGUUUUUGGCAAGUAAAAUCCAAGGUGCUAUUGUCCAUGUAGUUGAAAUUGAUCCACUUGUUAUCUCGGCAUCAAUUCGUGCUAUGGGGUUCCCAGCAUUUUCACUCAUGACAGAAUCAGGUCACCGGACUUUUGCAAAACCCGAUAUCAUUAAUGAAGUUAUGUGGAAAGGCACCCAUGAGAGGAUUUGCCUUCAUGAAACAGAUGCUGAGGAAUUUAUUACUAAUAAUACCAAUCUAUAUGAUAUGAUCUUUGUUGAUGCUUAUGAUGGUGAUGAUGUCUUUCCCCACAAGUUAUGGGACCCAGAUUCGCCUUUCCUAAAAUCUCUUAAAACCCGGCUUCAUCCCAAACAUGGUACUGUUGUGGUGAACCUGCAUUCUGACGUUGAUGUACGGAACCAUGAUGGAUCAACUCCUUCAGAGUUUGAGCAAGUUUUACCAAUGGGAAAGUAUGUGUCUCAAGUGUGCAAAGCAUACAAGGACGUGCUUUUAGGAACUGGAAGCUCUUGUGGAGAGAAAAGAGGUUCUGGCAUUGCUUUUACUGUUGCAGUUCCUUGGACCUGUAAUACGUCUCUAGUUGCAUGUAGAGGUUUUGGUAGAGAUAAUCAAUAUAUUAACCGGGACUUGGUUCUAAACACUCUCAUAUCCAAAUCCCUUGAACUGGAACAUGCUAUGGACUUGCCAUUCUCAUGUUUGGAAUACAUAAAAGGAGGUCUUUUUCUUGUUGACUAGUUUGUUGACCAGAAUAUCUGUGUAAUAUGUUUUUUAUUGAGACAUACUAAAUUGUGGCAAGAAAAUACUCAUAGUUCUUGAGACGCCAUUGUUUUUAUACUCGAGUUUUAAUUGUUAGUAGCUAAGAUUUGAUCCUUAAACCUCCUUGCCAAACACGGAUUUAUUUGUUAUUAACUCAACCACUUGAGCCAUACCAUUCCGGUACUUUUUUAGUUCUGUUA
Messenger RNA from Lathyrus oleraceus (garden pea), 2654 nucleotides. RefSeq lists its product as uncharacterized. The record is from RefSeq and is a predicted model, not a curated record. The transcript has 2 exons. Lineage: Eukaryota; Viridiplantae; Streptophyta; Magnoliopsida; Fabales; Fabaceae. Bases 1141 to 2433 code for a protein of 430 amino acids.